UAUCAUCAGGUGGCGAUAGUUACGCUCUUAUUUAAAGCCCAAAAUAAAUACUGUGCAUUAGAAGUUUCAAACAUCGAAACCGAACGAGUUCUGAUUUAACAUUCGUAUGCAGCAGUUCUUUACUUGAUUCGACAGAUUUUUAUGGUAAUAAUUCGUGUCCGACGACGAUCUCGAACGGUCGCAAUGGACGUUUAAGAAAAUGUCGGCUGAAGAAACUGUAUCGGAAAGGGUUCCAGGUUACUUCGAGAUCUUUGCUAAUCACCUUAUUAACGAUUUUGAAUUUGUCUGAUAAUAACUGUUUACACACGUUGAAAUUCCUGUCAGUCGAAGAGUAUUCGACUUUACAUGUAAUUGCAAACGUCAAACAAUGGAGACAUUUUUUACUUAGUUGAAAAAUACUUUUUUGUUAAAAUCGUAUAUAAUUCUUUCUGUCGUUAUGUCUUCUAAAAGGGUUAAGGAAGGUAAGUGUCAUGAAUUUAAUAACAAGGAACCUUUUUAUAUCAAGCAAAGACGCAUGGCACUAAAUAGACUAAAGGAAUCAAUGAAACCAUUAUUGGAUGAUAAUAACACCUCUGAACAGAAAAAGUCUUCUGUAUUUAAGAAUGACUUAGACACUACAUCAUCCAGUGAAACCGAUCCUGAAGGGAAGUUUGCUCAGUCACAUACAAGCAGGGAACGGACGAAACUUGAUAAGCAUAACCUAAAGAAAGAUAGACGAAGUAGUUACAUCAAUGUGAGAAAUGAUAAAAGUAAAAGGAUAGAAUCAGAUUCAGAGUCCAGCGAUACUGAGGAUAAUAUUAAUGAUAAACGUGCUGAAAGGAGAGACAGAAGGAUCUUAAUGUUGAAAUUGAAGGAGAAGAACUUGAACACUUUGCAUAGAGAUGAUACUGGAUCCAGUUCCAGCAAAGAAUUUCAGAAAUCGAAGAUCUCUCACGUCGGUUCAAAUGUAAUGAAAAAACUGGCUCGAAGCCAAAAGCAGAAUCGUAUGACGUCCACGGAUUCGAAUUCUGAAUCUGUGAAUGAAAAGAUCGCUACAGAAAAGCUCAGUGAUAAACAGAAUAUAUUCUUCAAGUCUGGCAUUAAUAAAAUUAUGAAUAAAAUGAAGGAGCUUUGCUCAGAAUAUGAACUGCAAGUGGAUAAUAUUAAGUGGAAGCAUUUGAAGAAGGAUAUGCGAAAUUAUGACUCGACAGAGAAAGUAUAUAAAAAAUUGAAGACGGUGAUCGAAAGUAUGAAGGAAGAGCUUGACGUGCAAGAUAAGAAGCUAAUAAAUUUCUACGAGGACUGGGAGAAGAAUUGUCGAUCGGAGAACACGGAACAUGAAGACAGCUCGCCGAGCGAGGCUGAAGAAUCAAAAACAGCGGUGAACGAGAAGGAAUCGGAGAAAUUAAAGAAUGUUUCUCAAGUGUCACCCAUAGUCUCCGAAUGUGACGACGAGAUAUUUUCCGGCAACGAGGCGCAAGCGACGUUAGGAAAAAAUGAUAAAAAUAAAAUCGAAAAUCUUCCUACUAUUGCAGAAAUAUCAAUGAAUGAUGACAGCGAUCAGGUUGAUGCUUCACCGAUCGUGGCAAAUAGAACUAUAAGAGACAAAAUAUUGCCGGUCAAGACAGAUUUAACAGAGCAAACGAAGUUAGCUGAGGAAACUGGAGAUCAAAAGGAAACAUCUCAAGAGUGUCCAGCUUCUGACAUCCUGAGUCUGAACGUGUCCGUGGAUGAUAUAUUCGAUGAAACCACAAUAGAAAACGUAUCUCCUUCGCCAAAAAUCAAAGAUGAAAGCGAUAAUGGAUCAGAGACGGAUGUUACUUUAAAUAAAAACGGAAGUGAUUCCAUGAUUAACGAAAGGAAACGCAAGAGGAAUAAUUCGUCUGAUACUGUCGAAGGAUUAGAAAAGUCACGUGAAAAAGAAAUGGACAGUUUUUCGAACACACUCGACGAAGAAGAGCGGGCUAAAAAAGCUUUGUUAACUUCGGAUUCAGAUACGCCCCCAAUUACGUUAAUUAACGAUAUAACUACAACUGUAGAAUCGAGCGAAAACGAUAACAUAAAGGAAACGGAUGCUACAGAAACAAUGAAACCCGAUAAAAAGAGGAAAAAGUAUAAUAACAGGCAAAAUGAAUCCGAAGAUAAAUCCCCGGAAGAUUUGACCAAAAUUAUGGAGGCUGAAUCUCUCGCUGUCCGUAUGCUUCUCGAAUCGAACUCAGAUGAUUCUUUAAGUCAUUCCGAGAAACCCAUAUUUAAAAAGAGUUUGAAACAGAAACUAAAUUCGACCGGUAGUAGCGAAGAUUCAAGUUCCGACGACGACAGUAAUUUGAAUGGUGAGAAACAGAAUUCCUCAAAGGAAGGACAAAAGAAAAAUGAAAGACCUUCGUCUUCGAUUGAAAAACAAGAUAACAGCAGCAAGGACUCGAACUCCAACAUUGAUAGCGAGUCGAGCAUCGGAAAGAGGUAUUCUUUAAGAAAAAAGAAUGCUGAGAAUAAGAAAGAUUCGACAUCGCUUAAAAUGCUAGUAAAUAAUAAGAUGAAGAAUUCGAUUGAAUCGGACAAAAUAAUUUCUUGCAAGGUUGUUCUAGAGAGAUUACCGAAAAGCGUACUAAAUAAGCAUAACAACACGUUGGAAAAGUCACGGGAAUACUUAGAAAGCAAAGAAUUUCGAAGUUUAAUCCGUGUAGAUAAUCUGGGAAGAAACACUAGAAGCAAGAGCUUGACGCGAAGUUCAAACAUCACUCAGUUAUGUAGAAACUCGAAAAGUAAGAGCAAAGAAGCGGAGGAAACGUUAUUGGAUCAUUUAAAAAGAAUCGAAGAAGGGAACUUCGAUGAAGCCGUGGGAAACGAUGCUGUUUCUGAUCCCGAGAACGAUAAUACAGUUAUGAAAACCGAUACCACUAUGCAAAGCAACGAAGAUUUGAUCAAACAGGCAGACGCUGUUACAAAGAAAAUGCUUUUGUAUUCGUCGGAUUCGGACGCUCCUAUCGAGAAGAAAGUCUCGUCUGAAAGCGACGAGGAGAAAAAUAUGAAUAAAUCGGGAAAACCUGUGGAGAAACCAAUCGCGAAAUCAACGCAGGAAGACAGUGAUAAGGAAAAUGACGAGGAACGGGAGAAAAGUAGAUGGAGGAGGCAUAAACUGUUGACAAUGAAGCUUACCUCAGAUUCAGACUCGGAUGUUGCUAGACAAAAAUGGGUUAAAAAGCAGGAAAAGUUGGCAGAGACUGCGAAAAAUGAUCAAGCAGAGGAUUCGGAGAAGAAUAACGACUCCAUCAUGAAACGCAAACCGAGAACUCGUCGAAAAAUUAUGGUUUCAGAUGAUUCGGAUGUCAAAUCUGACCCUGACUCGAAUAGUUCCGUAGAAUUACUAGAGAAUAAAUCGUCGGAUAGCGAUUCUUCAGUGGGAAAACGGAAGAAGGGAAAUAAGCGCAAAAUGCAAAAAUCAUCCGACUCAGAUUCGAUGACAGUUAAAAAAAAAACCAAACCCAAACGAAAGCGUAUUAAAAAUAUGUCGAGCGAUAGCGAUGCAGAGAGCGAUGAUCAAAUGACCAAUUCUCAAGGAACGCCCGGUAAGAAAGGUCGCAAAAACAUCCGGAAAGUGAUGGAAGAGGAACUGGUUGCGGAUGAUACCAAGUUGGCCGCAAAAGCAGAGGAGGAGAGGCUUAAACGUAUUGCGGAGAGACAGAAGGUGUACAACGAAAUGUACGAAGCUAGACUGGCUAGCGAGGAAAAGGUGGAUAAACUAGUAUUAGAUUUCGAUCCGGACACGAAGAAGGAGCUAGUAACCGUUCACGAGAAGCUGGUCAAACGUCUGAAACCGCAUCAAGCCGAAGGGAUAAAGUUCAUGUGGGACGCGUGUUUCGAAUCGCUCGAGAGAAUAAAGACUUCACCUGGCUCCGGAUGUAUAAUCGCGCAUUGCAUGGGACUGGGGAAGACGCUUCAGGUGAUUGCGUUGGUGUACACGCUACUAACUCACGAGCAGACCGGCGUCAAAACUGUGUUGAUCGUCUCACCGCUGAACACGGUACUUAACUGGUUAAACGAAUUCAAUUUAUGGUUGAAGGACCUAGACGACUACAAUGAUGUGGACGUGUACGAGAUGACAAAACUUAAAAAGAACGUCGAGCGUGUUUACCAAUUACAACAUUGGCACGAAUCCGGCGGCGUAAUGAUCAUCGGCUACGAGAUGUUUAGGAAUCUCAGUGCGAAUAACAACAGAAUGAGGAAGAAGAUGAGAGAAGAUACUCUGAGGUAUUUGAUAGAUCCCGGGCCAGACUUGAUAGUUUGCGACGAGGGGCAUUUACUAAAAAACGAGGACACUGCUCUGAGCAAAUCCAUAAAACGUAUUAAGACUCUACGGAGGAUCGUUCUCACAGGAACGCCGUUGCAGAAUAAUUUGAAUGAGUACCAUUGCAUGGUACAGUUCGUGAAACCCAGCUUACUUGGUACGAAGGCGGAAUUCUCAAACAGAUUUGUGAAUCCGAUUACUAAUGGCCAGUUCGAUGACUCUACGGAGUACGACGUUAAAUUAAUGAAGAAACGGGCGUAUGUAUUAAAUAAGAUGUUGAAAGGUUGCGUGCAAAGAUGCGAUUAUUCCGUGUUGACACCGUUUUUACCACCGAAACAGGAAUACGUGAUAUUUGUCAGCCUAACGGAAACGCAAAUCAAUUUGUACCGAUAUUAUUUAAAUCAUCUCGCGAGAAAGGGCCGUUACACGGCAACUCUUUUCGCCGAUUUCCAAGCGUUGCAAAGGAUAUGGACCCAUCCCCUCGUUUUGCGGAUGAACUCCGAGAAAAUCGAAAAGUUGAACGAGAAAAAACUAGACUCCGAAUCUGAAGGAUCUUUAAAGGACUUCAUCGAUGAUUCUGACACAGAAUCUGGAAAGAGUAGCAGCAGCUCUAGUAGUGUCUACAUUGAGGAUGACGAUGCAGCUCCAAACGCUGGAAAGUCACAGAACAAAACAUCAAAAAGGGGUACGAGGAACACACCUGCAAUAGACGUACCAGAGGAAACGGAGGAACCCGAGAAGAAGGAAGAAGAAUGGUGGUUGCAAUUUGUGAAGCCCGAGGAUCUUGAAGACAUGAGGGUUUCGGCAAAACUGAUGCUGCUCUUUGGCAUUUUGAAAGAAUGCGAACAAAUCGGUGACAAAGUGUUGGUAUUCUCGCAGUCGUUAUAUUCGUUGACUCUGAUCGAACGUUUCCUGGAGAAGAUCGAUGAUAGCACCCAGAACAACAGCACCUCGGAGCUGAUCGCUGGUCACACCGGUAGCUGGUCGUUGGGUUUGGAUUAUUUCCGGUUGGACGGACAAACGAACGCUGAGAACAGAAGCGCGUGGUGCAAGAUAUUUAACAGGCCGACGAACACGAGAGGUAGACUAUUCUUAAUCUCGACGCGGGCUGGUGGGCUGGGAAUAAACCUGACUGCUGCCAAUCGUGUCAUCAUAUUCGACGCCAGUUGGAACCCUUCUCACGAUGUCCAAAGCAUAUUCCGCGUGUAUAGAUUCGGUCAGAAAAAACCUUGUUACGUUUAUCGAUUCCUAGCAACUGGAACAAUGGAGGAGAAGAUUUACAAUCGUCAGGUGACAAAACUGUCACUCUCUUGCAGGGUUGUCGACGAGCAACAGAUAGAACGUCAUUACAGUAAUAAUGAUCUCAGCGAAUUGUAUACCUUCGAGCCCAAAACCGAAGAUAAUCAAACUUUGAAUUUACCAAAGGACAGAUUAUUGGCAGAAAUAUUUUUGAAGUACAAGAACUAUGUGAAAAAUUAUCAUGAGCAUGACUCCCUCUUAGAAAACAAAACCGAGGAAGAGUUAAACGAGGAAGAGAGAAAGCAGGCUUGGACGGAGUACGAAGAGGAAAAGAAGGGAAAACCGAAAGUGUUACCAACGUUCGCGAUGCAGGGAGCAUACACCCAAAAUCCGUUGAUGAAUAAUCAGUACACUCCGAUACCGCAAAUGAACCUAGCCACGGAUUACAGUAAUCUUCGAGAACUUCUUCAGAAAGAUUAUCCCAACGCAACUCCAGAAAUGCAGCAAAUGUUGACGAGUCGCGCGUUGGCAGAAAUGUACAACUACUGGGAAAAACAGACUAUGAACAAUGUCACGAAGCAACUACUCGAGCAGCCGAUACAGAAUCAAAAUACAAAUUUGAGAGCAGUUAUAUCGAAUCCAGUAGCGUUAAAUCGGGUAAAUUACGUGAUGCCGAAUGUAAACGCGAAUAUGUCGAAUCAACCAAAUAGGACCACCAGUAGACAAGCGGACGACGAUGAUGUUAUAGAGGUCACCUCUACGAGUACAGUGAAUAACAUAAAUAAAAAUCAAGAAGAGUAAACGAAAGAAAAUAUGUGGCUAUUCUUUUCAUAUUCUUUUAAGUUUAUAAUCCUAGAUAAUGUCAGUAUUAAUGUAAUUUAUAUCGAUUUCAAGUAGCGUAUAUAUUUUUGGCAUCACAUGAAAAGCCUUUGCAAAGCAAACUCUCGUUACAUCUCCGAAUUGAUACAUAAUAUUAUCUAGGGCAAGUGAAUUUUACUGUUUCAUAUGCUCAAAACAAAAGAAUGGGUACAAUUUUUUGAAAUAUUGAUGGCACAUAGCUAUUAAUUAUGAAAAAAAUUCCGUUAUUGAUUUGAAUAAUAUAAGAUUUUAAUGAAUAUAUGACAUUCAGAAAUUGUAUUUAUGUUACUAGUAGUUUAAUAUAAAAGUCGUAAGCAUUGAGAAGAUAUAAAUCUAGACGUUCAGUUUACAUUUAAUUGAAUUUGUUAGAAUUUUGAAAAAAAUGUAUAUAAGGAUUCCUUGGUAGAAUGAUACGAAUUACUUGUUUUCUACUAGUUAUACUAGACUCAUUUUUAUAAUAAAGUUUUGAUCAAUAAUACUUUCUAGGCAGAAAGUAAAGAAAAUUAA
Molecule: messenger RNA, 6871 nt
Organism: Ceratina calcarata
Lineage: Eukaryota; Metazoa; Arthropoda; Insecta; Hymenoptera; Apidae
Product: transcriptional regulator ATRX homolog
Exons: 8
Coding region: 437-6307 (1956 amino acids)
Cellular component (GO): nucleus
Molecular function (GO): ATP binding; ATP hydrolysis activity
Source: RefSeq, a predicted model, not a curated record